Melanaphis sacchari is the source of this 726-nucleotide messenger RNA. RefSeq lists its product as uncharacterized. Lineage: Eukaryota; Metazoa; Arthropoda; Insecta; Hemiptera; Aphididae. The transcript has a single exon. Gene Ontology annotation, molecular function: nucleic acid binding. Gene Ontology annotation, biological process: DNA integration. The record is from RefSeq and is a predicted model, not a curated record. The coding region runs from base 1 to 726 and encodes 241 amino acids.
AUGACCAAAACAAUAUACUCAGAUAACGGUACCAACUUCGUAGGCGCAAACCAGCAAUUGCAAGAACUGCAGAAUUUAUUUUUAUCGGAACAGCAUAAGCAUCAAGUCCAAACGUUUUUGACCGAAAUAGGUGUCAAAUGGAAAUUUAUUCCACCUAGAGCUCCACACUUUGGCGGAUUGUGGGAGGCAGCCGUAAAAUCAGUAAAAGGACAUUUACGUAAGACGUUAGGAAACGCAAUGCUAAUUUACGAAGAAUUGUAUACUGUGUUGGUACGUAUAGAGGCAUGUUUAAACUCACGUCCUAUCACUCCCCUUUCAUCCGACCCUACUGACUUAAGGGCACUUACUCCCGGCCACUUCCUUAUCGGGAGUUCUCUGAACAGUAUCCCGGAUAUCGAUGUGUCUGCGAUGGCGUCAAAUCGAUUGCGUAGAUGGCAAAGAACUAUCCAAUUAACGCAACAAAUAUGGCAUCAAUGGCGCACGGAGUAUCUGUCGCAAUUGCAAGGACGGAAAAAAUGGCUAACGUCAAAAGGAGCGCCACUUAAGGAAGGGACCCUAGUAAUUCUCCGGGAAGAAAAUAUACCUCCGCUUCAUUGGCGCUUGGGUAGAGUUACCAAAAUAUUAGCGGGCAACGACGGAGUAAUGAGGGUAGCAAUGGUGAAGACGGAACGAGGGGAAAUAAAGCGGACAGUUCGAACUUUAUGUCCAUUACCCACUGACGAAUAA